UAGAAAAAAUCUGUAAAUUCACUGAACCUUCCUCUCUUUCCUGUUUCUUCUCUGAUUCUACAGUCCAACAGCAAAUAUUUAUUUAUUUUUAUUUGCUACUUGUGUUCUUCAUUUUUAUAUCCUUUACCAGUUUAUCAUAUCAAACCACACCCACUUUCUUUCUUCUUCUGUACUUUCCUUACAAAGAGAGGUUUCUCUAGCCCAGUUUUAAGUUUCGACCGUUAAACCUUCAUCAUCAUCUUCUUCUCGCUGAAGUAGUCUGGCUAGUUCCACCAUUGGAGAUCUUCAAGAAAGCUACAUUGUAAACAUUUUUAGAUGAUCCGUGAAAUCCCCAGUCUACAAAACGACACCGUAAGCAUUCAAGAUCAUACUCAGAGCCACAUCAAGAACAGAAACACCAUGGACAUGAGAAGAGAUAACCGAAAAGACAUGACCUUUCGUGGACCAACUCAAGCUCCUCAGAUGAUGAGUAAGCAAGAAUAUUUUCAGGCAUUGUCGUCUCAGAACAGUACGAGGAGGCUAAUAACUAAAUCGAGUUACUUUAGUUUGGAGUCAAUGGUUGUCCUUGUUGGUCUCACAGCAUCGCUCUUGUUCCUUCCCUUGAUUCUUCCACCGUUGCCUCCUCCUCCUUCCAUGCUGCUUCUGAUUCCUAUUGUGAUUAUGGUCUUGCUUAUGGUUCUUGCUUUAAUGCCUUCUUCUAAUGCCAAACAUGUAACAACUACUAAUUACAUGUAACGCUCAAAAGUUUUGUUGUUUUGUCUUAUUGUUGAUUUGUCAUUACCAAAAGGUUUCAGGUUAAUAGAUUUGGUAUGUUUAUUAUCAUUUGUUAAAACAUGUUGUAUGAUGUAUAGUAGUACUAUAUAAUGAUUAUUUUUUAUAUA
Raphanus sativus (radish) is the source of this 881-nucleotide messenger RNA. Its product is annotated as ARGOS-like protein. Gene Ontology annotation, biological process: positive regulation of organ growth. The record is from RefSeq and is a predicted model, not a curated record. Lineage: Eukaryota; Viridiplantae; Streptophyta; Magnoliopsida; Brassicales; Brassicaceae. Bases 316 to 735 code for a protein of 139 amino acids. The transcript has a single exon.